This is a messenger RNA of Drosophila takahashii, 1131 nucleotides long. The record is from RefSeq and is a predicted model, not a curated record. Lineage: Eukaryota; Metazoa; Arthropoda; Insecta; Diptera; Drosophilidae.
AUGAUAGGAGCGGUUAUCUUUGUUAUCAUCAAGGGCACCCUCGACGUGGGCGGAGUGGGCGUGGUUAUUCAGAGGAAUUUCGACAGCGGACGAAUCGAAUGGCCUGAAUUCACAUUCGAUCCCAAAGUUCGCAUGUCCAUGUUUGCCUUGAUGGUGGGCUAUGUUGGCCACAAUACCUACCAAUUCGGCUGCAAUCAAAUGAUGACCCAGCGGUAUAUGUCCCUUCCUGGUGUAAAACAGAUGGCACACACAUCCUUCCUUUUCAUCGCAGGAUUAACUCUUUUGUUUGCACUUUGUUUGUACAAUGGCCUUCUGCUCUUCGCAACUUACUACGACUGCGAUCCAUUGACCACAAAGUUGGCGGUGGCCAAGGAUCAACUGGUUCCCCUGCUGUUCCCUCUCCACGGGUAUGAAUUCCCUCUCCGCUGUUUUUCUGGAGGACUACAUAAAGCCCUUGGUGAAGAAGCCCCUUACGGAACACCAGACGGCUGUCACCAUGCGAGUCUGUGUACAGUGAUCAUUGGAGUCGUCAGUGUGGCCCUGGUUUUCGUGGUCGAGCGGAUGAGCUCUCACGUUUUGCAGCUGGGCAUUACCAUUGGAUCAGUGGUUCAGGGCCCGCUUCUUGGUCUCUUUACGAUGGGUCUGCUGUGCCCAAGUAUUAACUCCAAAAGCGCAAUUACGGGAUCCCUUGUUGCCUUCUUCUUUAUGGGCUGGCUUAGUAUUUCGGCCCAAAUCGCCAUAAACUCCGGGGAAAUUUAUUCCCCCGAAAAGCCAGUCAGCAUCGAAGGCUGUGAUUAUGAGUUCGACCGCUCCCUGGUGACCCCUGCCAAUGCCACCCUUCUUAAUGCAGAACCUCCGUCCCUCAGUUUCGCCGAGCAGCUUUACCACAUAUCCUUCUUGUUCUACACGGUCAUGGGGGGAACAGUGGGUGUGAUUGUAGGACAUCUGGCCGGCUUUGUAUUUGGCCGAAAUAAAGCCGGAGACAUUGAAGACGAGUUGCUCUCGCCCUGCAUACGAAGAUUCCAGAAGACCAAAUACUCCAGCGUUAACCUGAAUGAGAGCUCUGCUAGGAGUUCCGAUGAGAAAUCUUAAAAAAAUAGUACAAUUUUAAUUGUGUUUCCCUUAUUGCAC